GUAUAGUGUUUGGAACUCUUGCUUUAUCAUCAAUGAAAAAUGACUUCUUCAUUACUUCUCAUUCGAUUAAUAUUUUCAUUCGUUAGUUAAUAAUUUCUUCUGUUUACCGGGACAUUUAACUUAUCGACAAUGUUUUAACAGCAUUUUUAAAUAAUGCAAACUAAUUCGUCAUAAUAAAUGAUAUUUAGUCCUCAAUUUCUCAAUUUUCGUGUCCUCAAUUUUCUAACCUACAUAAAUACAUUUUCAACUUGGAGUAAUGUCCUGUAUGUAAUUAACACAGAUAAAGUGUGCAGCUACAAGCCGGUUGAUUAUCGAAAGUCGAACUUAUUGCUAAAAGAUUUCUUACAAAAUUGGUUUACAACUCGCAGUAAAUACGCAUAGUUGCAAUAGAGAUGCAAUUUCGUAUACACGAUUGUAUUUUAGGUUAGUCUGAUCCACAGGCUGACUUACGAGGUUAUUGUUAAUAAUUAUUUAUUUCUUUACGAAACUCGUAUGUCACGUGUGUGUCGAUACUCAAAUUGUGUAUAAUAUGACGCUUUUCUGGAAGCUACUGAUUAAUCCUGGUGUUCUACGAAAACCAGGAUGUAGCAUCGUUAUAUCGCAGAAGCACUUGUUCGAUUCGUGCUUGAUAAAACAAACCCUCAAAGUGUCAAGGACAGACCGCGCGUUUGGUGGACUCAGGCAUCAUAUGACUAACGCAAUUGAGUCCAAUACUUCAACGUCUGUCGCGCGUUCAGCGAAGGCAAGGAAGAGCUCGGAGUUGAGGAACCUGAUUGUUUUGGCUGUUCCUGAAAAAUGGACCCUAAUGAAGGCCAUUGCACUGUUGCUCGUGUCAUCGAGCGUAACGAUGGCAGUCCCGUUUUGCUUCGGCAAAGUGAUAGAUAUCAUCAACAGUGCAGAAAAGGCAAAUAUGAAGGAGAACCUGAAUCGUCUAACGCUUGCGCUGUUUGUAAUAUUUCUCAUAGGUGGUGUGAGUAAUUUUGGCAGAGUUUAUUUAAUGUCCACAGCGGGAUACAGAGUGACGCAGUCCCUAAGAAAGAAAGCGUACUCCGCUAUUCUUCGACAGGAGACAGCAAUGUUCGACAAAGAGAGCACGGGAGAACUGAUUGGCAGAUUGAGCGGAGAUACACAACUAAUUAGCUCUGCAGUCACGUCUAAUGUAUCAGAUGGUCUACGCUCUGCUAUUAUGGCCGUUACAGGCAUGUCUAUGAUGUUUUACGUGUCGCCAUCGCUCGCUCUACUCGGCUUGGCUAUACUGCCACCCGUUGUCGGUGUUGCUGCCAUUUGGGGACGAAUUUUAAAAAGGACCUCCAAGGACUUGCAGAGCAGUUUCGCAAUACUUAAUACGACUGCGGAGGAAACGAUCAGUAAUAUAAGGACUGUCAAAGCAUUCGCGCAGGAAGGACGGGAGAUAGACAGAUACGGCGUCAAGUUGCAAGAUGUUUUAAAACUGUGUUACAAGGAAAGCUUGUACAGAGGAAUGUUCUUCGGUAUGACUGGUUUCUCGGGGAACGUUAUCGUCUUGUCGGUCCUUUACAAUGGAGUAUUCAUGGUGUCAAGCUCUGACAUAACAAUCGGGAGCUUAAGCGCGUUCCUGCUGUACGCGGGAUACGUAGGGAUAUCCAUGAACGGACUGUCGAAAGCGUAUACCGAGCUGAACAAGGCUCUAGGCGCGAAUUCUCGCCUGUUCGAGCUAAUUAAUCGACAGCCGCUUAUUCCCAUUCAAGGCGGGCAAAUUUUAGAGAGAGAACUGUCAGGCAACGUGAUAUUCCAAAACGUUUCCUUCGCUUACCCAACGCGGAAGACGAUGUUCAUACUGAAAGGAUUUAAUUUAAAUAUCGAGAAAUGCUCGAUGACAGCCAUCGUGGGCUGUUCAGGCUCUGGCAAGUCUACCGUGGCGUCGCUUUUACUGAGACUGUACGAUCCUACGAAGGGAACGAUACUUCUAGACAAUCACGAUCUUCGGUUACUCGAUCCCACGUGGGUGAAAUCCCAAAUUAGCGUUGUCUCCCAAGAACCGAUUCUCUUUAGCUGCUCGAUAAGAGAGAAUAUAUUGUAUGGAAUGGAGUCUGCCACGAAUUCCGACGUGGAAGAAGCCGCACGACUGGCGUACGUGUUGCAAUUUACGGAAAAAAUGACGGACGGAUUAGACACGGUCGUUGGGGAAAGAGGCAUUGCACUCAGUGGCGGGCAACGCCAGAGAGUCGCCAUUGCCAGGGCGUUAAUAAAGAAGCCAAAAAUUUUAAUACUGGAUGAAGCAACUAGUGCCUUAGACGCAGAAAGCGAAUAUUUCGUUCAGGAGGCUUUAGAACACGCUAUUCGUGGAAGAACAGUGAUAACGAUUGCACACAGACUUAGUACAAUAAAGAAUGCCGAUAAAAUCGUGGUACUUGACGGUGGACAAGUGGCAGAAACCGGUACUUACACCGAAUUAAUGAACUUGGAUCAUGGUCACUUUAAAAAAUUAGUAAAACAUCAAACGUUCACGUAGAAUAGGUGUAAAGAAAUCGUUAAACGGAUUAUUAUUUAUCGAAACGAUAUAAUAUCCUUUUUAUGUAUUGAUAAUGUAUUAUAUGUACAUGUGUGUGUAUAUAUAUAUAUAUCUAUUUAUUUCCAAGCAUCCAAACUUUUGGAAAGUUUCGUAAUAUCAGUGAAUUUUCUGGCUGAAAUAAAAGUAAGAGAGUGAAAUGUUGUAUUUAGUGCUGUACAUUUAUUGUUGAAUGUUAUAGAAAGAUAUGUAACAUACUAUUCGCGAAAAUAAUUACAGACGGCGAGGUAUAA
Messenger RNA from Ooceraea biroi (clonal raider ant), 2781 nucleotides. Its product is annotated as ATP-binding cassette sub-family B member 10, mitochondrial. Gene Ontology annotation, biological process: oligopeptide export from mitochondrion. The record is from RefSeq and is a predicted model, not a curated record. NCBI's taxonomy places the organism in Eukaryota, Metazoa, Arthropoda, Insecta, Hymenoptera, Formicidae. Gene Ontology annotation, molecular function: ATP hydrolysis activity; ABC-type oligopeptide transporter activity; ATP binding. Gene Ontology annotation, cellular component: mitochondrial inner membrane.